CCAGACUUGUGAGAGGAGAACAGAGGGGCUAUUGGGAUACAAAUUACAGCUCUCUCAAGAUUUGCCAGACAGAUCGGUCGACUUUGAAGACGUGAUUUCUGAGGAAUAAAACAAAAGGGGAAAAAUGACAGAUGAUCAAGACCUUUCUGAGGUGGAGAUGAGUCCUGUGGGUUCCGAAGACCAUCAUUGUCUCUCACCAGGACCUUCCAUGGCAUCGGACACCAGUUCUCACCUGACCAACCCCAACAGCAGUGAGAUGGGGAAGGUGAAGAAGGAGCAGCAGGACUCAGAGGUGGAUGAUGAUAAGUUCCCAGUGUGCAUCCGGGAGGCAGUGAGCCAGGUAUUGAGCGGCUACGACUGGACCCUGGUGCCCAUGCCAGUGCGGGUCAAUGGAAGCAGCAAGAGCAAGCCCCAUGUCAAACGGCCCAUGAAUGCUUUCAUGGUGUGGGCACAGGCUGCCCGGAGGAAGCUGGCAGAUCAGUAUCCUCACCUCCACAAUGCAGAGCUCAGUAAGACGCUGGGAAAGCUCUGGAGGCUGCUGAAUGAAAGUGACAAGCGACCCUUCAUUGAAGAGGCAGAGCGACUGCGGAUGCAGCACAAGAAAGACCACCCUGAUUACAAGUACCAGCCACGUCGGCGGAAAAAUGGCAAGGCCGCCCAGGGUGAAAAUGAUGGCCAAACUGAAGGAGAAGCUGGUGGGGCUGCUGCUAUCCAGGCCCACUAUAAGAAUGCCCACAUGGACCACAGGCAUGCUGGGGAAGGGUCUCCCCUGUCUGACGGACAUCCCGAACACUCUUCAGGUCAGAGCCAUGGACCCCCUACUCCACCAACUACUCCAAAGACAGAACUGCAGUCGGGUAAGGCUGACUCCAAACGAGAAGGGCGUUCUUUGGGGGAAGGAGGAAAGCCUCACAUCGACUUUGGCAAUGUGGAUAUUGGGGAGAUCAGCCAUGAAGUGAUGUCCAACAUGGAGCCCUUUGAUGUCAACGAGUUUGACCAGUACCUGCCACCGAAUGGACACGCUGCUCACCCAGGCCAUGUUGGAGGCUAUGCUGCAGCUGCUGGUUAUGGCCUUGGCAGUGCCCUGGCUGCAGCCAGCGGACACUCUGCCUGGAUCUCCAAACAACAUGGAGUCUCCUUGUCUGCCACCACCUCAUCAGUGGUAGACUCCAAGGCCCAAGUGAAAACAGAGGGUUCUGCUCCAGGGGGCCAUUACACUGAUCAGCCCUCCACUUCCCAGAUAGCAUACACAUCCCUCAGUCUGCCCCACUAUGGCUCAGCUUUCCCUUCUAUAUCCAGACCACAGUUUGACUACCCUGACCACCAGCCCUCAGGACCCUACUAUAGCCACUCCAGUCAGGCUUCUGGCCUCUAUUCAGCCUUCUCAUAUAUGGGGCCCUCCCAACGUCCCCUGUACACUGCCAUCUCUGACCCGGCACCCUCAGUGCCACAAUCCCAUAGUCCCACACACUGGGAACAGCCUGUGUAUACGACCCUCUCAAGACCCUAGGGAAUGGGGAAUGGUGACCAAAGCAGCAGCGGAAAGGGUCCGAAGAAUCAGCCCCAGAAGAUGAGCCUCCGAGUUCCGAGGCCAUUCAGUGUAAUCCAGUCGCCAGAACCCACUGAAUAUCCGGGCGUGUCUAUCUUGACCUCAGUUAUUGAUGGCUCACCUGGCUAGAGGAAGGUCCCCCACCCACGCACCCCAAUUCUCCAAAUUCCUGAUUGGCUUCCAAGAUUCCAUAGGCCUUCUAGAUGAGGACAAUUCUAGGCAUGGAGCAACUAGUCAUGGUGGGUUUGUGUUGGGCAGACCAAGUAUUUUUUAAAAAAUUAAUAAUCUCCUCCUUUCCCUUCCUUUCCCUUAAGUUGCCCAGCCCAGACCAUCAGACUGAUGGUUUAGAAAGAAAACAAUGGCCAUAACUUUACCACUCACUGUGGGUGAAGCGUGGCUCAUCAGCCACCGUGGCGGAUAUGUUACAGGAGGAGAAGUAGGGUGGUGCAGCUGAUGCAGAUGGUGCUCUAGGGCAUUCCUGCUUCAGAGUUGCACGUGCAUGAAUCUUGUUCCCCAUUGGAAGACCAACCUGUGCUUGCUUUUCCUGUUGAUUUUUGGCGCCUGCAUUCCACCUUCCCUUAUCCAUCCCACCACUUCUCUGCUGCUUGGCUCUCUUGAGACUUUACUAGACAGUACAUUGGACUCAGGAACUACAUUAUAUGCUCUGGCCACCUUUGCAUCACAGCAUAUAAGUGCGUGUGUACUACAUGUUGGUCCCCUGGACCAUAAAAAGCAAAGGGGACGGAAUCCUACAUUGUUAUGAACAUUUUGUAUUGCUAGUUUGUUUCCAACAUUUCCUGGCUUCCUUCUAAACUCCCCCAGCUUGCUGCCUAAUACUUCAGAAGAUACCCUGCCAAAGCCAAUGCUUUUUUUUUGUCUGGCAUGCUUAUGAAAGAGCGAGAAAGUGUGAGUGUGAAUGAGAGAUAGCAUGCAUUUUUGUACGUAAGUGGGUGCGGGAAGGCAGAAGGAUUUUAGCAACCAGAGCUACCAGUGUGAUCCUCCAACUUGCUUAAGCAUGGAACAAAAAUGCCCAGAGAGCAUCCUUAUGAGUACGACUACAGUGUUAAGCAGAUGUAAACAACUUGAAACAUACUGUCACCUGAGGCUGAAAUUUCAAAUGGCACUCUCUAUGAAGUAAAAAUAUAAUGAACAAAAUAAUUGUCAUCUUGCUGCUCUCUCAACAGAACCCCAAAAUUUUCUGCCUAAAGUGGUCAGCCUCACCUUGCCAAACAGUACGGAUGCUGCCGCUGCCAUAUUCAGAAUCAUUAGUGGCUAAAUUCAACCAUUGUCACAAAAAGGAGAACAUUGUUGGAUCUGACAUAGAAUGGAAAUUUAAAAAAAAAACGGGGCCCUUUCAAAUUCAAAUAAACCAUGUUUCCUUUUGAGUUUUCAUAUUGGAGGCAACUGCUCCAGCUAAACCAAGCUUUGCUGUCCUCCCUGGUGUGAAGGUAUGGCUUGCCUAUCCCAUGGCUUCAAAGAGGCAUGUCACUUUACAGCCAGCCACUUCUUAGAAAACAAAGGGAAGAAUCACAAAGCAUCUGAGAAACAUGUGCUAUGCAAAUGCAUGACGAUGGGACCACAACAGGCCACAGUACACACUGAAGGUUGUUCUUCCCAACCCCUUUGGACUGAAAUGUCUGAGGCCAACUUGCCUAAUAUUAUGUUUAUAUAUGCUUGUCUCAGUUUUCAGCUGUGGAUGAUUCUCUCUUCUCCAUGGUGUUUGAAAAAAACAUGUAGUGUGCCUGUUUGCCUUGUAUGCAUGCAACCUAUUAACUGCUCCGCACCCUUAUUUAUGCAAGUAGCGUAUUCCCUCCUUCCUUGUCCCCAGUGCCACAAUCCUGUGUUGUCCUAGCACCAAUUAACUUUGCAUAAAAUGUAUGGAAUAAUAAACUUAAA
Messenger RNA from Eublepharis macularius, 3445 nucleotides. It is a transcript of the gene SOX10, whose product is annotated as SRY-box transcription factor 10. NCBI's taxonomy places the organism in Eukaryota, Metazoa, Chordata, Lepidosauria, Squamata, Eublepharidae. The transcript has 4 exons. Gene Ontology annotation, molecular function: RNA polymerase II cis-regulatory region sequence-specific DNA binding; DNA-binding transcription factor activity, RNA polymerase II-specific. The coding region runs from base 125 to 1510 and encodes 461 amino acids. The record is from RefSeq and is a predicted model, not a curated record. Gene Ontology annotation, cellular component: nucleus. Gene Ontology annotation, biological process: neural crest cell migration; enteric nervous system development; peripheral nervous system development.